GCCGGGCGCCCGGGCGGGCCGGCCGGUGGUGCGAGCGUCCCGGGCCCGCGCUCCGCCGCCGGCCGGCCGGCCAUGCUCAUCACGCUGUGCUACCUGUACCUGUGGGCGCGCUGGGGGCGCGGGCCCGCCGCGCUGGUGCGUGCCACGGUGCGGCGGCUGCGCGCCUCGCGCUGCUCCUUCACCUUCUGCCGCGCGGCCGCGCAGCCCCGGGACUCCCGCGUGUGCCUGAGCCGCGGCGGCCGCGUCUUCUGCGUCGGCGAGAGCCAGUCCAUUGAUGAUUUGAACAAAUGGGCCCUGUUUCUGGUUUCUCCGUUUAUACUGGAAGCGGAACACAUAGCGUUUGUGACAGAGAGCAUAUGGGUGCAAGGUGAGAAUUUUCAGAGACCGUCGUCCUCUUCAGAAACCAUUGUGAAGUGGUCGGACUGUUGUUUGCCAUUAGCUUGCAGACCUGGGGAUCCUUAUCAACUAAUUGCCAAAGCAAGUGUGGAUGACUUCAGCAAGCUAGGGGUGGCAUUCCUGGAAGAUAGACUCCAGAUGACUAAUGGACUGAUACCCCAAAAGAUUGUUUCCAUCUACUUGCAGGACUCGGCUCUGAAGGAACUUAAGGAUCAGGCCUCAGACUCGCCUGCCCAGCUCCUACGGCCCGACCCCGAAUCUUCUGUUGUGAGCAAGCCCGAGCCGGAGGCAAUGGAGCACGCUGGCAGAGAGGACCCCCAGGGCCUGGGUUCUGUGCCCACGCUUGGGGGUGAGCCUGCUGGGGAGAGCGACAGAGGCGUGGGCUCCGUUGAGCACUGUCACCUCCAUCUGUCUAGCUGCCACGAGUGUUUGGAGCUUGAGAACAGCACCAUCGAAUCCGUCAAGUUUGCCUCUGCAGAGAACAUUCCAGAUCUUCCCUAUGAUUUCAGCAGCGGUCUGGAGGGUACCUCUGAUGACCUCUGUCCUGAUAAAGAACAGAGGAGGGUCAAUGUCACGGGAAAGGCACCCAACAUCCUUCUGUAUGUGGGCUCCGACUCCCAGCACGCCCUGGGCCGGCUCCAGGAGGUCCAGUUGGCUCUGGCCGACUGCGUGGACACCGACUGUUAUGUUCUCUACCACCUGCCGCUGGAAAGUGCUCUCAGGGACCCAUGGUCCGACAACUGCCUGUUGCUGGUCAUUGCCGCCAGGGAGUCCAUCCCGGAGGACCUGUCCCGGAAGUUCAUGGCCUAUAUUUCUCAGGGAGGGAAGGUGCUGGGGCUGUCUUCGUCCUUCACGCUUGCUGGCUUCCACGUGGCCAGCAAGGCCGAGCUGCAGGACACGGUCCAGAGCUUGGUUUUCCGCAAUGCUGACCAGAGCCUGGUGAGGCUUAACGUCCUGGGCAGCGGCUGCAUUUAUGAGGGCGGCCCCAGGAAGCCGCUUGGCCCGGACAAGCUCCAGGGCCACCUGGACAGUGAGGACGAGGACAGGCUGAUUGUGCAAGUGCCUUUCGGAACACGUGGAGGAGAAGCUGUUCUUUGCCAGGUGCACUUGGAACUACCUCCCAGCUCUCCAGUAGUGCAAACGCAAGAGGAUUUUAACCUUCUCAAAUCAAGCAAUUUUAGAAGAUAUGAAGUCCUUAAGGAGAUCCUGACGACGCUUGGCCUAAGCUGCGACGCAAAACAGAUUCCUGCCUUAACGCCUCUUUACUUGCUGUCGGCUGAGGAAAUCCGGGAUCCUCUUAUGCAGUGGCUGGGGAAGCAUGUGGAUCCUGAAGGAGUAAUAAAAUCUAACAAGCUCUCCCUGAAAUUCGUUUCAUCCUACGCACCUGAAAUGGAAAUCACCCCAUCUGCCGUACCUGUGGUGACCGACAUGGAGGCCUUCUCAUCAGAACAUUUUAACUUCGAGAUCUACCUACAAAAUUUGCAGACAAAGAAACUUGGAAAAAUAAUUCUGUUUGCUGAAGUGACACCCACCACAAUGAAUAUUCUGGACGGGUUGAUGUUUGAGAUGCCGCAGGAAAUGGGUUUAAUCGCCAUCGCAGUCCGCCAGACACAGGGCAAAGGGCGGGGAAGGAAUGCUUGGCUGAGCCCCGUGGGAUGCGCUCUUUCCACCCUGCUUGUCUCCAUCCCACUGAGAUCCCAGCUGGGACAGAGGAUUCCGUUCGUCCAGCAUCUGAUGUCCCUGGCUGUCGUGGAGGCAGUAAGGUCCAUCCCUGGGUACCAGGAUAUCAACUUACGAGUGAAGUGGCCCAACGAUAUUUAUUACAGUGACCUCAUAAAGCUUGGUGGAGUUCUGGUUAACUCAACACUUAUGGGAGAAACAUUUUAUAUACUUAUUGGCUGUGGAUUUAACGUGACUAACAGCAACCCUACCAUAUGCAUCAACGAUCUCAUCAUAGAACACAACAAACACCACGGGGCAGACCUGAAGCCCUUAAGAGCUGAUUAUCUCAUUGCCAGAACCGUGACUGUGCUGGAGAAGCUGAUCGACACAUUUCAGGAUGAAGGGCCCAAUGGCGUUCUUCCUCUCUAUUAUAAAUAUUGGGUGCACAGUGCUCAGCAAGUCCGCCUGGGAAGCACUGAGGGACCGAAGGUGUGGAUCGUCGGCCUAGACGAUUCCGGGUUCCUUCUGGUUCACCCGGAAAACGGCGACGUGGUGACUGUGCAUCCAGACGGCAACUCCUUCGACAUGCUGAGAAACCUCAUCGUCCCCAAGCAGCAGUAGUCCCGCCCCUCGGAGCCGAGCUGGGCCGAGCUGGGCCAGACGGAAGGGCAGAACCACCGCAGGAGCAUUCCACUUCGAUUUCUGCCGCCUUUCCUAGUCAUGAUCUGGAAAACUAAUUCAGAGCUGUAGGCGAAUUUUUUCUCCUUCCACUUAACCUGUUAAUUCUUUACUUUUGUUCUGUUGUCAUUUUAUUUGGUGUUUGGGGUGGAGGGUUGACCAGUGGAAGAUUCAGUUCAGGUGAAAGCCCUGCCCCACGUGUGAAACUGCUCUCCCCUCUUGUAACUGGCUGUAUCUUAAUUGGGGGGGGGGGGGUUUACACGGAAACAGCAAUGGAAUAGUUCAGAUGUUUUCCCAGUAGUGGAGAUCUUUACCCCUAGACUAUUAAAAACAAAUUAAAAAAAAAAAAAGCUUUCAGGCCCAGGCCAUUGGUGAGUUAGAGGUAUGCUAACACUGUUUACAAGUAUCCAGGGAGGUGUUUUCCUACAGGAACAUAUAUUGGCACUUAGUCAUCACUUUAUUUUUUGGUAGUGGAGAAAAGAGAAGGCAGUUACCCUCAGCCUGGUGGUUUGUGGUCCAAUAACAAUGUCUGCAUGGCUACAGAGGGACAUCUAGCUGGUAUAGUUGCAGUGACCUUGUAGAGGAAAUCAGUUAAUUACUUUGACAUUAAUUAAUGAGCUCUCCUUUCAUAAGUUUAAAUUUACUGCAUAUUCUGAAGUGAUGGGAUCAAGUUCAAGAUCCUUAAAGCUUUGAUUAGGCAAUAGCUUGGAUGUGAGGGUGGAUGAUUUGGCUCUAACAGCUGGAGAUGAAGUCUCACUCUCAUACCACACGCAGAGGAGGAUUUGGAGCUUUUAAGCCAGCUUCAGGCUCACUUUGAAAUGUGGAGCAUUCCUGCAGGACUGUGCAGUGCUCAGAAUAUAGAAAUACAUGGCAUUUUAUUUGUAAGUCACAUUUUUUUUUGCCCCCUUUUCAUAUUGCCAAAAAAGAAAAUGUUAUUGCUAGUGAAUACCGUUAGUUGAGAGGACGGGUGAGUGUGAGUGUAGGUGGGUGUGAGAGAGAGAGAGUGUGUGUGUGUGUGAGAGAGAGAGAGAGAGACUUUAAAAGAUGUUCAAAAUCUGAUGCCCUAAGAGUCUCCAUGGAAGAACAAAAGAAAGGAAGCCUUUUGAUAUACAUUUGCUAUUUCCAGAUGUAUUCCAUGCUUUUUCCAUGUAACUCCUAUCUCUGUUGAACUUGAGAAUCAUACACAUUACUUUUCAGCCUGAAAAGGCCAAUUUUUGUUCACUUUUCUCUCUUUCUGCCAAUCCCAACUGAAAUUGGUGGAAAGAAAACUUGAGGAGGCUCUCAGCUUUGAACAGAAUCCCCUUAUGGUGCACUAGCACCAUCUUCAUCCAGCUUUACCCAGUCAGGCUAACUCCAGAAACUUGUGGUUUUCAGUAUAAAAUCUGUCUACCUUUAGCCAGGCACCGGCAGCCCCAUAGGAAGGAAAAAAAUAACAUGUUUAGUUAAGUACACUAACCCAAUAUGUGUGCUUUGGAACUGUAACUUGAAAAGAACUUCAGAAGUAAUUUUUGCAAAUAAGGCUUCAAUUAGAAUUAUUUUUCUUAAAAAAAAAAAAUCACUCUCUCCUAAAUGCCCAAGUCUAAAUGAAAGUUUAAAGUCCACAGUACCCCAAAAUUACAAAAUGGACUCACCCUUGAGAGGGCAUCUGCAAAAUAUCAUCAAGAAGAAAGAUCUCAGGCAAAUGUUGCAAGUUUCAUUUCUCAAACUUUGUAAUAUAAGGCAAGUCAUCUCUCAGAACUGCCAUCAUUACUUUUUGAAUUUCUUUGGGGGGUUAUUUAAUGAAAAACAUGCUAUGAUUUGUUUUAAGCUGAAGUCCUAUUCAGACAGUCUGCUUUGGGGGAAAAAUGUUAUCAUUUAAUUUCCUUUUGGUAAAUUAAAACUAAUGAAGUGUGGCCAUGUCAAAGCAGAUGGAGAUGUUCUGGGCAUAUCGCUUUGCCUCUGUGCUUUUAAGACUUGUGCCGACACACAGUUGUCUUGAGGGAGACAACAUAGACUUGGAGCAGAUGCUGUGUUUUUCAUAAACCUGAUUUUGCCUCAGAUGAACCAAAGACUUUUGAAAUUCUGCUUCAUAUAGAACAGCUGAAUAAAGGCAUUUUACUUACAGCUGUUAGCAUUAGGGAAACUUGCUGCACUGCACUCAUCCAUUUGGGGCGUUUAUGCUCCCAGCAAUCUGUGAUCUCAAGGAGCUUUAAAGUCUUAACGACAAGUUUGCAUUUUCUUCUUAAUCUUAAAAACACAGCACCUAAACUCAGGAUCGGCGUGUGCUUUUAGGAUAUUUGAAUUGUGCCCCAGGCUGUGCAUUGAGCAUCUGCCAGGUUAUAUAAAGGGCAAGACAUCAUCUCCUCUGGGCUGGUAGCAAAUUUCAGAGGAACUCUUGAGGAAAUGCCCUCUAAAACAGGACACAGCAAGGCUCCCCAUGCACCCCACCUCCCCCAAGCAGUGCUCCUUGGCACUGUUCAUCCUGGCAGCAUUUACAGUGCGGGGGGCAAAGUCAGAAGGAUUUGUGUCCGGUGUGGGGUUUGCUGCUGCAGCACACUGACUGCUUGACCUGGGAGCAAGUGCCCCAAGGAUGGGGUGGGUGCACAGGCCCAGACCCAGGGGAGCAUGUAGCCUCCACCUCCAGCCCUACACUCACACACACACAGGGAGGACUACUUUGUCACCCCUCACGCUAGAGUCUGGGAACCAGGAGAGAAGCCUCACCCAACAGUUUCAGAAUGCACAAAUAACGGAGACGUUUAAGGCUACAUUCUAUAGAUCUGUUUGCUCUCAACAGGCAAAGAAUGGAGAAUCGGUAUUCCUGGGUAACUAUGCAUAUUUGAAAUAAAAGAAAGUGUUAAAAGUCUGCAUUUUUAGCUUUUCAAAGAAUCAUCUAUGAAAAGGAAUUACUUUAAACCAAUGCCUAUAAAAAGCAAGUCUACCAAAAUAAACUUUAAGACUUUCUAUAGA
Hippopotamus amphibius kiboko is the source of this 5685-nucleotide messenger RNA. It is a transcript of the gene HLCS, whose product is annotated as holocarboxylase synthetase. The transcript has 11 exons. NCBI's taxonomy places the organism in Eukaryota, Metazoa, Chordata, Mammalia, Artiodactyla, Hippopotamidae. The record is from RefSeq and is a predicted model, not a curated record. Gene Ontology annotation, molecular function: biotin--[biotin carboxyl-carrier protein] ligase activity. Gene Ontology annotation, biological process: protein modification process. Gene Ontology annotation, cellular component: cytoplasm. The coding region runs from base 73 to 2679 and encodes 868 amino acids.